This is a messenger RNA of Frankliniella occidentalis (western flower thrips), 2358 nucleotides long. RefSeq lists its product as uncharacterized. The record is from RefSeq and is a predicted model, not a curated record. The transcript has 2 exons. Lineage: Eukaryota; Metazoa; Arthropoda; Insecta; Thysanoptera; Thripidae. Bases 567 to 1169 code for a protein of 200 amino acids.
UGACAGCUUUAUCUAAUAUUGCCCUCCUUAACUUCCUCCUUGAUCGCACUCGGACAACCGAUUACACUCUACAGAAACUACUCUAGGUGCGCUAUUUUAGCGAAACACUUGCUGUUGCAGUGUUGAGUUCGUUGUGAGAUAUUAAUGCUGUCACUAUCUCAGAUAAAAUACCUCCUAUGUCGCAGGUGUGUCCAGCUACCACAGUCCAUAUAUUAAUGUGUUCCAAAAUUAAACAUCUCCGUUUUCCGUCACCAAAUUCCUACUUUUAGCUAGCAUCUGACCCUCACGGAAUCCACGCGUCAAUCGUCUAUGCGCAGAGCUAACUCUACCGUCCGCAUGUAAUAUUGUGAGACCUGCUGUGUGCCUCCGUGUGCUACACUUGUGUGGUUGUGCAGGACCAAGCUGCUGCGUGGGACCCACCGACUACAGCUGCACCCACACCUCCUGCAGCUGCACCCUCACCACCUGCAGCUGCGCCCUCACCUCCUGCAGCUGCGCCCACACCACCUGCAGCUCCCCUCGCCGCCCUGGACCCACCCCCUGCCGAGGCGCUGCCCCCGCGGGAAAUGAAUGUGUUACUUAUCAGCUGCAGUGGACCCACCUACUUGCAGCAGGAGAAGGCCGCCUUGUUGCGGGACGCGCCGGGGGUGACCCGGCUGGUCCAGGUGUGGUGCCACACGGACCCCACCUGGAGCCUCCAGCUGCUGCAGCGCGCCGCGCCCACGAUGGAGCAGCUGGUGGUGUGGUGCCCCCGCGAGGCCCACCUGCGCGCGGUGCACGCCAUGCCGCGGCUGAGGAGGCUGUACGUGGAUGGUGAUGCUGCCCUGCUCGCCCAGCCCCCCGAGCUGCCCGCGCUGCCGCCGGGACACGCCGGCCUGCAGUGGCUCAGGGUGGAUGGCCUCCCCCGCGCCACGACACAGUCCCUGCUGCGGGCGCACGGCGGCACGCUGGAGGAGCUGGUGCUGUGGGUGGGCACGGCGGGGAGUAGAGAGUGGCCAGACAGCUGCGGCGACCUGCACUCGCUGCUGCAGCAGAGCGGGCUGCGGGCGCUCAGGAGGCUCCUGCUGGUGAGGUGGUCCUACAGCCACGAGCUAGCCGCCUGCAGGGAGCAGCGCGCCCAGGUGCGUCGGGUGCUGCCCGGGGCCGAGGUGCUGUGCAGCAGGUGUUGAACGUUAAAAAAGUUAUUCAUAACAGUUUUGAUAUUAUUUUUAAUAACAUUCGUGGUGUCAUAACGUUGUUGUAACAAGUAACAAACCUGUUAUGAAAAUUCAUAGAAGUUGUGAAAUUUAAGAAUCGUUGAGACUUUUCCUUAACAUUUUAUGACUUUUGAUAGCUUGUUAUGACUUUCUAUAACAUGUUGUGACUUUUCAUAACUGUUAAAUGUUCAAAAACUAGUAAAACACACGUUUUGAUUUUACAUUGUUGCUAUAGUUCUUGAGUAAACCCGGGAAAGUGAAACACGGGAACAGAGGGGGAAAUGUGGUUUAACCAUACGUAGGUGGAGGACGGGUAAGACCCCGGGGGCAGACGACGAACCACACCGGCAGCCGUCGCUCCUCCUCCCACGGGCGCCCCGUAGGCGAAUGGUUAAGCGGGCGGGUUCACAACCCGCAGGUCCAGGCGGAGUUCGGGUACACUGCGGUUACCAAAGAGGUCUGAGAACACUGGAGCGAAAGGGAAGUGAGGAAAAGACAUGUGAAGUGAUUUUUUUUUAUUUUUUUUGGUCUUUUAAACGAGUUGACAUUUUACAAGUCGUGUUAUGAAUUUCACAACUUGUGUUAUUAAUUUUCAUGGCAAGUAUGUUAGUAAUUUUCAUAACACUUAUGUUCUUAAAUUUACAAACAAUGUUUGUGUUAAUACUUCCAGUAAAUGUUAUUAAAUUUAAGAGGAGGGACGGAGGGACGAGGGACAGGUCUCGGGGCGGCGAGCAGCAGGGCGGGCAGGGCCACCGGCCGGGGCGUGUUCAGGUUCAGACAGAGAAUAUUCCUCACUAAUUCGUUCCCAAGUCAUUCUCGCUGUUUUCUGGCAGAGACUACAGCGGUGCAGCUAGUCCGUGUCCCUAGCGACUUAACCGAGCGAGCGCUUCAGAUGUGAUGUAAUGCAUUUGGUAUUUAGAAUCACUAGCCGAGUUUACAUCGAAUUUACAUCAAAUACAAGUUUAAUUCUCAAUAGUAUGUACAGUCAAUAUUUGGCCUACAAAAAAUAUAUCUUUGUUUACAAAAUAAAAAAUACAACUAAACCUGUUGUACAGUAGUCAUACGCGGGUUACAUUUAAAACAUGUUAUUCCUAACCAAACAGGACCGCGAUUUUGAAAAUUGGUAAUUCAACGUGUCUUAUAAAAGAGCAAAAAUCCUUGA